Molecule: messenger RNA, 6551 nt
Organism: Petromyzon marinus (sea lamprey)
Lineage: Eukaryota; Metazoa; Chordata; Hyperoartia; Petromyzontiformes; Petromyzontidae
Source: RefSeq, a predicted model, not a curated record
AUGACUGAGGGGGGCACGGGGGCAGACGACCCCGAGAGGAACCCGGGGGGACCGGGGGGGCCACGAGGGGCAGCAGGGCCCCCCAGGGUGUUCAUCCUCUCCCUCGCUCCGGGCUCCGCCGCUCAGCUCAGCGGGCGACUCAGGCGUGGUGACCAGGUGCUGGAGGUGGCCGGCCGCAGUCUGUGCCGUGCCGGCCGUGGUCUGGCCGAGGCGUUUGCGCUGCUGAGCGAGCGAGAGCCAGGGCCCGUGACCCUACUCGUGAGCCGCCACCCCGACCCCACGGUGUCGGAGCGAGCCAUGCACGAAGCCAUCCUUCGUGCCGGUGCCAGUUCUGCGGCGCUGGGGGGUGAGGAGGAGCAACCGUCUCCCCGGACAACCGCUCCACUCCGCGGGGCCAUCCUCCUCCAUCCGCCUCUCCUUCGCCUCCUCCUCCCUCUCUCCCGGGCGCCGCCCGCGGCCCAGGGAGCCCCGGCGGCAGCAUGGGCAGCCAGCCCAGCUCGCUGCGCAAAGACGGCAAGGAGGGCCGGGAGGGCAAGGCCGUGGGAAAAACCAAAACCAAGAAGCGCAAGGAGAAGGCCGUCCCCCAGGCGAGCGCCGCGGACGACCGUCACCGCCGCUCGCUGGACGCGAAGCCCCCCGGCGGGGGGCCGGCGUGGUCGGGCGACGUCUCGGAGCGCCGCCACUCGGAGGUCGUCUCGGAGCGCCGGUUCGCGGAGGGCGGCGGGCGGCCGUCUCCGCGGGGGGGCGGCGGCGGCGGCGGCCCGGCCGGGCGCGGGCGCGGAGAGCGUGCGCAUCACGCGGCACGAGGACGAGAGCUUUGGCCUGGACGUGGAGGUGAAGUCGUCGCGGCCCGUGCGGGUCCUCGUCGUGAACCUCCACCUGGGGGGGGUGGCCGAGCGCGAGGUGGGCGGGCGGCUGCUGCCAGGAGACGAGAUCGUGGUGGCAAACGGCAUCGCCGUUGAGACGCUCUCGUACCAGGAGGCGCGGCAGCACCUGGCACACCUGGCGCACUCCACCACGCUGGUGCUGACCAAGCGCACGCCCAGCGCCACCACCACCGCCCCUCUGCGGCCCUCCAGCGCGCCAGGAGUUGGAGGCGUGCGGAGACCGGCGCCGCCCGUGCCGGUGGCCGCCGGCUCCACCGGCCGCAGCGCGGGAGACUCGCCGGACGCGGGACCGCGAGCGCACAAUGGCGCCAGCGCCGGCAGCGCCGGCAGCGCCGGCAGCGUGGGCAGCGUGGGCAGCGCGAGCAGCGCGAGCAGCGACCCAGCGUCGGAGCGCGCCGCCCCGCACGGUUCCUGGGCGCUGGCGCGCCGAUCUCCCGCCGGCACCACGACCACCGGCAGCAGCGGCAGGAGCAUCGGCAGCGACGGCGAAAGCGACGGCAACGACGUCGCCGCAGAGAGGGGUGCGUCACCUAGGAGAGGGGGAGCGGCGAGGCCGGUGGCGGCCGAGGGAGCGCCGCCGGGGGUGGCGCCGGUGCCCCCCGGGGGGAGCGGUGCCGGCGGCCGGCGGGGCUCGGGGUCUUCCGACCCGACCUCCGACUCGGAGGGGGAGUCGCUCGCGUCUGGACGAUCGGGACGGGAACGUUCGGAACGGGGAGAGGAGGAGGAACGGGGACGCGGCGUGAGGGGGGAAAGCCCGAAGGGCGCGCACGUGGGCCCGGCUCGACCACGGCGAGAGAGGGAACGCCGGGAAGAGGAAAGCUCAAACAGCGAAGAGGAACGUUUGGAAGAGGAAUGCGUGGAGAGGGAAUGUUUAACGUUGGAACGUUUAGAAAAGGAGCGUUUGCAGCGGGAAAGCUUGAAAGAGGAACAGAAGCGUUUGGAAGGGGAACAUUUGGAGAGGGAUGAGGAGGAACAGGGGCGCGUGGGGAGCGGGGAAUGCCCAGAGGGUACGCAAGUGGGCCCGGCUCAUCCACAACGAGAGAGGGAACACCGGGAAGAGGAGAGCUCGGACAGUGAAGAGGAAUGCGUGGAGAGGGAAUGUUUAACGUGGGAACGUUUAGAAAAGGAGCGUUUACAGAGGGAAAGCUUGAAAGAGGAACAGAAGCGUUUGGAAAGGGAACGUUUGGAGAGGGAUCAUUUGGAGAGGGACCGUUUGCAGAGGGAACGUUUGGAACAAGAGCGCUUGAAUAAAGAGGAGGAACGUUUGAACCAAGAACGCAUGGAACAAGAACGUUUGGAGAGGGAACGCUUAGAAGAGGAACAAGAACGUUUGGAAUGGGAGCGCUUAGAAGAGGAACGUUUGGAGCAGGAACGCUUCGAGGAAGAGGCACGUUUGGAGAGGGAACGCUUUGAAGAACAACGUUUGAUCAGAGAACAUUUGGACAAGGAACGUUUGAAACAAGAACGUUUGGAGAGGGAACGCUUCGAGGAAGAGGAACGUGUGGAGAGGGAGUGCUUGGAAUUGGAACGUUUGGAGAAGGAACGCUUCGAGGAAGAGGAACGUGUGGAGAGGGAGCGUUUGGAAUGGGAACGCUUAGAGGAAGAGGAACGUGUGGAGAUGGAGUGUUUAGAGGAAGAGGAACGUGUGGAGAGGGAACGUGUGGAGAGGGAACGCUUAGAGGAAGAGGAGCGUGUGGAGAGGGAACGCUUAGAGGAAGAGGAACGUGUGGAGAGGGAACGCUUAGAGGAAGAGGAACGUGUGGAGAGGGAACGCUUAGAGGAAGAGGAACGUGUGGAGAGGGAACGCUUAGAGGAAGAGGAACGUGUGGAGAGGGAGCGUUUAGAGGAAGAGGAACGUGUGGAGAGGGAGCGUUUAGAGGAAGAGGAACGUGUGGAGAGGGAGCGUGUGGAGAGGGAACGUGUCGAGAGGGAACGUUUAGAGGAAGAGGAACGUUUGGAGCUGGAACGCUUAUUAAAAGGGAGGGAUCGCAGCUCGGGGUCUGAUUUCAGUUGCAGGGAGGCUGGACCGAGAUCUUCAAAAUCCGAACCGGACGAGUUCAGCGACUCAGACUCGGAUUCGGACCACGGGCGCCCGCCGGUGGGCCCAGCAGCCCCCGGGCAGCCGGGACCGCGGGAUGGGCCGGCGGUAGCGGCCAUGUAUGCCAACGCCGUGGACAGCACCGAGAGCAGCGACGACGGCGACGACGACGGCGACGACGGCGACGAUGACGAGCUGGAGCUUUGCUGCCCUGUGGCGGCGCCCGUGUCGGGGUCGAGCGCGGCCGCUGGGCCCGGCUCUCCCCCGACACCCGCACGGCUCCACCUAAUGCUCUCACCCCGCCUCUCCUCCUCCUCCUCCACCUCCUCCACCUCGUCGUCGCUGGCUUCGUUAUCGCCGGUCACGGCGGUCCGGGGUGCUCCGUCAUCACCGCUGCCGCCGGUGGAGGGUAACUCAUUAACCGGGAUGGGCGGGGGGGGCCCGGCAGUGACGCCCCAGGGUCAGAGUCUCCCCGAACGAGAGACUCUGUCGUCGCUUAGCGGAGGCGGCGGGCGCACGGUCGCUGCGGCGGUGACGGCGGCGGCGACGGCGGCGGCGACGGCGGCGGCGGCGAACGUUCGAGCGCCAGAAGCGAGCGGCGGCAGUGGCACCGCGGCACGGGCCAAGGCGGACGGACUCGAGAUGUCCAAGCUGAAAGGCCUCGCCAUCAGGAGGGGUCCGGGCGCGGGACCCACGGUGGCCCCCAGGGCCCCGGCGCCAUCUCUGCCGGGCCCCGUCACGUCCCUGCAGCUGCUGUCGCGACGGCUGCCGUCCCCGCUCUCCAUGGCUUCCGACGAGGACGAUGACGGCCGCGGGAAACCACCUGAGCUCGCGGGGAGCGGCGGCAGCGAGGAGGCGGCGUCGCCCCGAGACAAAUCCGACGAAAUCCCGGAAGGAACCGGGCAUGGGAGAGGUAGCCCCGUGCCAGUGGAGGAUGCGGAUGGGGCCUGGGUAUCCGGCGACGAAGGGGGGUCCCUGGAGGAGGGGCGGCGCGGGGAGGAGCACGACCCUCACCGGCCGCCAAACGACGUCUGCGCCGCGGAGCUGAUGAGCGGCGACGCGGCGACGCCGAUGCCCGGCGUCGACUCGCCGAGCGGUGGAGGGGCUAGGAGCCUCCCGCCCAGCCCCCCGCCAAGCCCCCCGCCCAGCCCCCCGCCCAGCCCACCUCCGAGCCCCCCUCUGCAGCGGCGCGAGUCCAACGGCUACUCCGAUACGUCGGCAUCUCCGCCCAACGGCCGGGCGUCCCCCGCAGGGGAGGUCGAGCCGGAAUCGCGGAGCCCCCCGCUCCUCCCACACAGCCCCCCACACAGCCCCCCGCUCCUCCCACACAGCCCCCCGCUCCUCCCACACAGCCUCUCUCGGGGCCUCCACGCAAGCCCCCCUCAGGGCUCGCCCCCUCGCAGCCUCUCGCCGUUCACUGACCAGGAUCUCGUCGCCGUGACGUCGACGCGGCCGCAGGAGCGUUGGGAACGCGAUGGCGCCGUGGCCCCCCGGGGCCCACCCACCCCCUCGUCACUUCCGUCGUUACCGCGGUCACCGGGCCAACGCGGGGCUUCCUCGGGGAGUGACUCGUCCGGGGAGCAGGAGGUGCGGGUCCAGGAGAAGAAGCCACGGGCUUCCUCCCCUUCCAAAGAGGCGUCCGCUCCGGACGCAGUCAUCCAUGACGCGAGGCCCAGAGCCGGUGGCAGCCACGGCGACGACGACGACGAUGAAGUGGACUGGAGGCAGCGUGGGGCGAGGCCAGCCGGAGGGGGAGAUGCCCCCCGCUUUGGCGGCCCCCCGGGGACGGCCUGGACGGCGUUGGACGCCGCCGUCGGCUCCGCGGAGCCAGCGGCUCCGAGCUUCUCGUCGCUCGACCGGGACGACCCCGCACCAAGCGAGCGGCCCCCGGUGCUCCCUCGGCGCCGACCUCCGCUGCCCGCGGCGCUGACCCCGAGCGCUGCGGCCGAUCUCCCCGAGACGCGGGGCGAGGGCGCGGACCCGGACUCCGAGUCGGAGGAAGCCGCCUACCGCCCACGGCGCCGUGACUCGCUCGACGAGCUGGAUGGCAGUGGCGGGAGCGCGGCGGGCGACUCUGUGGACUUCGGGCGUGGGCCCACCAGCCCGGCGUGCUCCCUCGAUGAGGCACGGGCCGCGGCGUGGCCGGCGCCGGUCGCUCGCCCGCACGCCGUUGCCGGCACCGGCCCUGCCGAGUCGGGCCGCAAGGACGGCCGAGAGUCGGAGGCCAAAAUUGGAAACUACAUCUUCCGAAGGAGGCGGCCGUGCGGGGCGGUGAUGGCGACGGCCGCGCGGGGCGGGAAGCAGGAGGUGGGAGUUGGUGGCGGUGGCCGUGGCGGGGAGAGAAGGGGUUUCACUGGGAGCCCCGGGUUCGACCACGGCGCCGCCACACGGGCCAAGAGCCUGCCCAGCUUACUGGACGGCGCCGACACCGGCCGGAGGCCCGCGCCGGAGACCGCCGUCCCGCAGAGACCCGCGGCGGAACCCAGCAGCCUGGGCGACGGCAGGCGGGAGAGCUGGCGGUGGAGCGUGGCGGAAGGGGCCCUGACGCGGAGCUCUACCGUGGGACCCAGCAGGAACUGGCGGUGGAGCGGGGCGUACGACGUGGGGCGGAGCAGCGGCGCCGAGGUGGAACCGAGCUGGUCCGUGAGUCUGCUGGAGCUGGAGAGUUGUGCGCCACACGAGGGGCGCCGGGCACUCGUGACGUCGCUCGUUCCGUGGGACCACGUGCAGCAGCUGAUAGCGCAGGCAGAGGAGUGCGGAGCCACUCAGGUGUUGACCGACACGAGGGUCGUGGUUCUGCACAAGGAGGAGGGUGCGGGGCUGGGCUUCAGCAUCGCCGGGGGCCACGACAUGGAGACCAAACUGAUCACUGUCCACCGCGUGUUCUCCGAGGGUGUGUCUGCGCGGGAGGGCUCCAUCCGACGGGGGGACCAGCUGGUGAGCGUGGGGGGCCGCGCCCUGGCCGGCGCUUCGCACGGCGACGCGCUGGCGCUGCUGCACGCGGCGCGGCUGCCUCCCUCCGUGGUGGUGAUCGUGCGCCGGACCCCGCUCUCGUCGCCGCUGCUUCCGCCGACGGCAUCGCCAACGGGAGCGCCGGGAUUCAGGCCUGGAGGCCGCAGCGCCGCCGCCGUUGCCGGCGCCAUCACGGCGGCACUGUCCGCUGCCCCCCCGGACCCCCAGGGCCGCGUCUUCACCGUGACCGUAGAGACCGCGACCUCGGGCCUGGGCCUCAGCUUGCAGGGUGGCCGUGGCUCCGUGCUCGGGGACCGGCCGAUCACCAUCAAGAAAGUCUUCCACGGCGGCGCGGCGGAGACGAGUGGCAAGGUGCACGAGGGCGACGAGGUGCUGCAGUUCUGCAAGAGGGACCUGCGAGGGAUGACGAAGUUCGACGCCUGGAACCUCGUCAAGUCGGCGCCUCCGGGGCCCGUGACGCUCACGCUGCGGAGAGGGAGCAGGGGGGGCGCGGCUGGGCCUUGAGACGGAGCAGCUCGCGCUCCACACCACAUUCCGUGCUGAACCACACCGCACCACGCACCUUACACACCCUACCACAUCACUCUGAACCACACCAAAUCCACACUAAACCACACUGCUCCACGCCGCACAAAACCACACCGUGCCACACC